Molecule: messenger RNA, 501 nt
Organism: Paramuricea clavata
Lineage: Eukaryota; Metazoa; Cnidaria; Anthozoa; Malacalcyonacea; Plexauridae
Source: the annotation of a GenBank genome assembly
AUGGAAGAGAGAAAUGGUCAAGGAAGAAAAAAGACGGCGAAAAAAGUUACGGACUGGAAAGCCGAGGCUCAAAAGUGGAAAAAGGAGACCCAGCAACUACGAAGAAACGCAAAGGCUCGCGAAAGGCUAACUGAGGAAAACCGUAGAAUCGCAGAGGAUAAAUGGAAAGGCAAUAAAAAGUUUGCCAGACUCCAGUUAAAGGUUGGCGACAAGCUUAGCAAAAUCGGUGAAAAACCGAAGGAAAUCCUGAAACCCAUUCUAGCCAAACACGCCAUCAAGAAAAAGGUAAAGAAGUAUGUCAUCACCCCAAACGGUAACUACGACCCGGCCUACUUCCUAACCAUCACGGAAGACGAGGUUAAAACACUCAUAAAUUCCGAAAAGGAACCCAGGAACGUAAGGAUGUCCCUGGCCUACGAAAUGGUAAGGAGCGACACGAAAACCGGUGAAGAAGUGUCAAAAAACUUCGGAUCAAAAAACCACAAACUUAUCGGGGAUGGG